AGCGGAGAGCCUUUCCAUUUCUUCCGCGACUUGGCGUAAGGCGAAAGUCAACGUCUCCUACAUGGAUGUCCGAUACAGUUACUCUCAAAAUGCUAGAAUAUACGCUUCCUGAAAUUCCCGUCCUUCUUACUUUCGCCUCCUUUCUUUUCUUCAUUAACCUUGCGGAAGGGGUCGCCAACUAUCUUAUCGAGGCUGGGCUGCUAGGUUCCCUGGUCGUAGGGAUAAUUUAUGGACCAGAGGCCGCCAAUAUCCUUCCAACGGACGUACAAACCACUUUCCAGAUCAUUGGGUACAUCGGGCUCCUGCUAAUAGUCUUCGAGGCAGGGCUGGCUACCGACAUGUCCCUGCUGUACAAGAAUAUCUGGUUAUCCCUCUUGGUGGCAUUGACCGGUGUGGGCCUCCCCAUCGGACUCUCCAUCCUCCUGCUCAGUGUUGGAUACAAGUAUACAGUUCUCCAGGGAUUCGCCGCUGGUGCAGCAUUAUGUUCCACAUCUCUUGGUACAACCUUGGCUUUGCUAAGUCCGGAGAUCAAGAACACGAGGACAGGUGUAGUGCUCUUGAGCGCCGCUCUCAUCGAUGACAUCGUGGGCCUAGUCAUUGCCGCCAUCAUCUCUGAGAUCUCUUCGGUCGACGAGGCGUCUGUGUCCAUCAAGUGGCAGACUAUCGUGCGGCCAAUCAUGGUCUCGGUGGCGUUUGGACUGUUCACUUUCAUCAUAUCACGGCUCCUACGCUUCUUACUGUUCCAUCAUCCAGCUGCGUGGAAAGACAGACUACGGACUCAACGUGUACAGCUGUCGAUGUUGAUUUUCGUAAUGGCAGGUUACGUGGCAGGUGCGAAUUACUCGGGGACAAGUGAACUGUUUGGAGCAUAUCUUGCUGGCACGUUGCUCACUCAUGUUUUCGCGCUAUCAUCGCGCGAGGAAUGCGAGGAUAAGACAGAAGACCAUCAGAUUAUCACACCUAUCCAUGCGUUCACUAUCUACAUCAUACCUAUUCUGCAAGUGUUGCUAUCGCCCUUGUUCUUUGCGUCCAUCGGGGCUGCUCUCCCCAUCAGGCUACUGGGGUCAGUUCAUGGUUCUCAUCGGGUUGUAUGGCGAGGAAUAAUAUAUUCCCUGCUCAUGGGCGUCGCGAAAGCCGCUGUGGGAAUCUGGAUGCUCGUCUGGCCUGACCGAGAUAGUGGUCUCCAUAUAUUGACAACCAUCGAGUCAGCUACCCUGCUAGGUACAGCAAUGGUGGCUCGAGGCGAGAUUGCGCUCAUUGUAGCCGAGAUUGCUCGACCGAUACUAGGUGAUGAUGAACCGUUUGCCGUCGUUGUAUGGGCUAUACUGCUCAAUACUAUUGGAGGUGCCGUGGGCGUCGGACUCGUCUUACGAGUUCGUACCAUGGAUAAGCCAUCAGUAUUUUCUAGUCUUUUACGGCGUUCCGUCGGGCGUUCAUCGGCCGAGGCGCAUGUAAAAUCGGUCGACGUAGAGGCGACGACGAAGUAAAUUACAGCGACGUAGAACAUUUCAUUCUCAUGUAGCUCAGGUUUUUUUCCCGUUGUUUUUCCUAGAAAAAUAGAAAGUGGUAUGUCUCCGAUAUUGCGGCUAAGGAAGAUGCCUAG
Desarmillaria tabescens is the source of this 1603-nucleotide messenger RNA. RefSeq names its product Cation/H+ exchanger. Bases 66 to 1487 code for a protein of 473 amino acids. NCBI's taxonomy places the organism in Eukaryota, Fungi, Basidiomycota, Agaricomycetes, Agaricales, Physalacriaceae. Gene Ontology annotation, biological process: proton transmembrane transport. The transcript is spliced from 2 exons. Gene Ontology annotation, cellular component: membrane. Gene Ontology annotation, molecular function: antiporter activity. The record is from RefSeq and is a predicted model, not a curated record.